AAGUACCGGUGAAACCCAUACAUGUACAUACAUAUGCCUCGGUGGCAGCUUAAGCUUUGUACCAUCGCCGUUGUUGCGUUGAUCUGCGUCACGGUGACAACCCCAACCUUCAUGCUUCGGAGGGCCCUUCGAACUUUCACACAUAUCCGCCCCUUCAGCACACAGUCCAUGACGAAAACGCUUUUCUUCUGUGAUUGGGAUGAGACAAUCACCAAGAGUGAUACACUGGGGCUGAUCGCCGAUGCCGCAUACACUCAACCAGACAUCUCUCCGGAGAUGCCACCGUGGUCAUAUUUUGGCGAGACAUACCUUGCUGACCUCGAUAAGCAUGAGAAGGCGUACGGGCCACGGGACACGAUCGAGAAGCAGUUCGACUACCUGAGUAAGAUGGGGCCAAUCGAGAUUGCCUCAGUCACCCGAGUCGAGAACUCCGGCCUCUUUAAGGGUGUUCCUGUUGAGGCAGUCAGAGAGCAAUCGAAGAACGCGAGGGCAAGAACGGGUUGGUGGGAGUUUGCGCAGAGGUUACAGCGAGACUCGGAUGUCGGUGAUGUAAAAGUCAUCAUUGUGUCUGUGAACUGGUCCAAGACGUUCAUUGAGACGUUUCUUGCGAAGGGUAGGGUACACGAUAUGUUGUUCGAGGUGUACGCUAAUGAAGUGAUGAUGGACGAGAAUGGGAAGGGGACGGGUGCGUUGAGCAAGAAGUUGGAUAAGGGCAUUAGGACUGGGAUGGAUAAGCUGAGAGUGAUGAAGGAGAUUAUGGAGAGGGAAGGAGGUAGGGAGGGCAAGAAGGUGAUCUAUGCUGGAGAUAGUAACACGGAUCUGCCAUGCCUGCUUGAGGCGGACAUUGGAGUUGUCCUUGGUCGAAGCGGAAGUUUGGCGAAGACCUGCCAGAAUUUGGGCAUUGAGAUCCAUGAGGGGUUAGACGGGUGCAAUCUGGAGCGGGCAAAGGACAGGCAUGUAUUUUAUAGGAUAGACGACUGGACGACAGUACUCGAUAAAGGUUUACUUGAUUAG
Messenger RNA from Saitoella complicata NRRL Y-17804, 1014 nucleotides. RefSeq lists its product as uncharacterized. The record is from RefSeq and is a predicted model, not a curated record. Bases 22 to 1014 code for a protein of 330 amino acids. NCBI's taxonomy places the organism in Eukaryota, Fungi, Ascomycota, Saitoellomycetes, Saitoellales, Saitoellaceae. The transcript is spliced from 2 exons.